Messenger RNA from Anas platyrhynchos (mallard), 1233 nucleotides. It is a transcript of the gene COLEC10, whose product is annotated as collectin subfamily member 10. The record is from RefSeq and is a predicted model, not a curated record. NCBI's taxonomy places the organism in Eukaryota, Metazoa, Chordata, Aves, Anseriformes, Anatidae. Gene Ontology annotation, molecular function: growth factor activity. Gene Ontology annotation, biological process: ossification.
GCAUGAAGAAUCAGCAGGGAAAGGAAAAAAAAAAAAAUGACAAAAGAGAUUAUCCCCAUAUAUUGAAGAAAUUUUCCAUGGCAAAAGCAGCUAAACAUCUCACAGAUAAGAGAUAAAUUGGAAUAAACAGCUGUCAGUGUUAAAUAAAUAUCCUGGAUAAUGUGCAGGACAGAAAUAACUACAGCAUCGUCAAACUCCUUUCUUCACUUUAUUUAGCUGUUCGUGCAUGUAGCUCCCAAUCUUUGCACUGCUUCAGUUAGCGGAGCAUUUAUUUUUGAAUCAGCUGCAUUUGUUAAGACUGUAACAACGAAAGGCAUUUCCUGAGAAGCUACAAGGAUGAGCUGCAAGAAAGAACAACAGCUAAGGAAAUGCGGGACCCUAGUAGUGCUUUUCAUCUUCCAAGUUCAGAUUUUUGGUUUUGAUGUUGACAAUCGACCUACAACAGAUAUCUGCUCGACACACACAAUUUUACCUGGACCAAAAGGGGAUGAAGGUGAAAAAGGAGAUAGAGGAGAAGUGGGCAAACAAGGAAAAGUUGGACCAAAAGGACCUAAAGGAAACAAAGGAACUGUGGGGGAUGUCGGUGACCAGGGAAUGCUUGGGAAAAUCGGUCCUAUUGGUGGAAAGGGUGACAAAGGAGCCAAAGGCUUAAUUGGUGUGUCUGGAAAAAAGGGAAAAGCAGAUAAAUCCUCUGUCCUUUGCAUUGCAUCAGGCACGGUCUGUGACUGUGGAAGAUACCGCAGAGUUGUUGGACAACUGAAUAUCAACGUUGCUCGGCUUAACACAUCCAUCAAGUUUGUAAAGAAUGUUAUAGCAGGCAUCAGGGAGACAGAUGAGAAAUUCUACUACAUCGUCAAAGAAGAGAAGAAUUACAGAGAAGCCCUGAUGCACUGCAGGGACAGAGGAGGAACACUUGCCAUGCCUAAGGAUGAGGCAACCAACGCGCUGCUUGCUGACUACAUCUCCACGAGCGGUCUCUUCCGAGCCUUCAUUGGGAUGAACGACAUGGAAAAAGAAGGGCAGUUUGUGUACGCAGACAGCAGCCCGCUGCAGAACUACAGUAACUGGAAGGACGGGGAGCCUCAUGACUCCACUGGCAGCCAGGACUGUGUGGAAAUGCUCAGCACGGGAGAGUGGAAUGACUCUGAGUGCCAAGUCACCAUCUAUUUCAUCUGUGAAUUCCUCAAGAAGAGAAAAUAAAUGUGCCACAAAAGAUAUCUGGCACCUUCUGUA